AUUGCAUAAUUUUUUUUUUUUUAUUUAAGUUGAAUUAUGUCUAUGAGUCAUAUAAAAUUUUCCUCCUUUACACUAUCAUAUAUAAUAUUAUAUCGUAUCGGUAGAUCAGUUUCCACGCACUCAAAGACGGCUUUCGUGAAUCCUCGAUCAUGACUCACGCAUAGUUUCACUCGUUCUUGUUUCACUCGUUCCACUGGCUUUCCUCCUCUUCCGUCCGCCUCUUUACCGCACUACCUUCAAUUCUGUCUGUGUCGGUUUAAGUAGUAGACUUCGAGCCGGUGAUCGAGUACGAAGUAAAGGAUAAAUCGACCAUAUUAAGAAGAAAAAGAGAACAACAGUAAAAAAAUAAAAAAUAAAAGGAACAAGUUGGGUAAAAUAAAAGAAAACACAAAUGAAGGAGUGGCUUUGGAGUAACGUUGCAUGGUCAACGUGUUGUUCAACUUGUGAACGAAGAUACUUCUUAUGCUAGCCUUAAUCCUAAAAUGAUAAUGAUACUUCAAGUUACAACAGCUAUAACACUAAGCACAAAAUAUAGCUAUCCAAAGUCGCUUAUCAGCAGCUGGCUGAUAACAAAAUUGUUACGACGAGGCUUGACUAUCGUAUUGAGAGAAGAAAUCAACGAGUUAUUUCUUUGCGGGCGUAACGUUGUCUUAACAUUUUAAAAAAACAAUUUUUUUGUAAUAUAAACGGUUACUAAUGUGUUUUAUGUAAAAAAAAGAAGACAGAACACGAACAACUUGGUCUGAUUAUCAACGUGAAAAAUUUGAUUUAAAAAAUUGUUAAGUUGAUAAUUUAAAGUGAACUUGAUAAGAAGUUAAAGACUUAACGCCAUGGCUGAUCGAGGUAGUCGUGUUGUUGAACAACGUAGUGUCGAACGUGUUCAACCAUCUCAAGGUUUAGUUGGAUCAAGAAAAAAUUUUCUAAUAGUUGGAUCUCAAAAAAAUAAUGAGUUUGAACGGGAGGAUGUAAAGAAUACCGAAUCAUCAACAUUUGAUAAUCUCAAGCAAUGGGAAUUAAUUGAAGGUGAUCGAGGUCUUAGAGUUGUUGAAAAACGACCAGCUUUAGAAUGUUCAUUACCACAGAGUUUUGACAAAUAUUCUAUACCUUGUUCGCCAUCAGUUUCUCAAAAAUUUCCAACAGAUAUUGAAGUUGAAAGAAGCUUAUGGAAUGAAGAUAUCGUACAAAAGUUUAAAGCUUUUGAACGAUCUAGUAUUAUUAAAACUGUAUCACCUCCAAUCAAACCAAUGAAUAAUAAAAGUAAGAAUGGUGAAGCUAAUUGUGAGAAUCCAAUAAAACUGGAUACUAUUUUAAAAACUGAAAAUCCACCUGUGAAUCAUAGUAUAGACAUGCUGGAUCAGCUGGAACGGCAGGUUAAAGCCAUUGAAAUGGGGACUAUUGCUGCUCGUACUAAAUUACGUGACAGUACAGAUUUGCAGCCUCAAAUUCAACUGCGUUAUCGUGAACAUGAGGAUUUGUUAAACAAUGUUACUGAUGAUGAAAUCGAUGGGGCAUCGCCGCUACAACGAGGUGAGGCUAUGCGAAAUUCUACGGGAAAUGCAGCAAUCAAAAGACCAGCAGUCAAGUUAUCAAGAACAGCAUCAGAUACUAGACGUGGUCAGGAAACAGAAAUGCCUUUGAAAGUUCAAUCAAGAGCCCAGCAGUUAGCAAGGGUAGUAAGACCUGUAGUAGUUAAAAAAAGUGAUUCUCGUCACCGUCCUGAAGUUAGUGGAACCCUGAAACCUCUCACCGACAUCAUGCAGAAAACUAUUCAAGCUCAUCAUAAGACUGGAGAUGGCGUGGGAGUAUCAAGCAGUGGGGGUCGACUUUCCUCAAGGAGUCGAACCUCCGAAGAACCACACAUUGGCAAAUACAAAUUACUAAAAACAAUCGGUAAAGGUAAUUUUGCCAAAGUAAAACUUGCUAAACAUAUACCAACUGGAAAAGAAGUGGCUAUUAAGAUAAUCGAUAAAACUCAAUUGAACCCAGGCAGUCUUCAAAAGCUCUUUCGUGAAGUAAGGAUAAUGAAGAUGCUUGAUCAUCCAAAUAUAGUAAAGUUGUUUCAAGUUAUUGAAACAGAAAAAACAUUAUACUUAGUAAUGGAAUAUGCAAGUGGUGGUGAAGUAUUUGAUUACUUGGUAUUACAUGGAAGAAUGAAAGAAAAAGAAGCUAGAGCCAAGUUUAGGCAGAUAGUAUCUGCUGUGCAGUACUGUCAUCAGAAGAAAAUAAUUCAUAGAGAUUUAAAAGCUGAAAAUCUUUUAUUAGACAGUGAAAUGAAUAUUAAAAUAGCUGAUUUUGGAUUCAGUAAUGAAUUUACACCGGGUAAUAAAUUGGAUACAUUUUGUGGUUCACCACCUUAUGCAGCACCUGAAUUAUUUCAAGGAAAAAAAUAUGAUGGUCCUGAAGUGGAUGUAUGGUCAUUAGGAGUUAUUCUCUAUACAUUAGUAUCUGGCUCACUGCCAUUCGAUGGUUCAACGUUACGAGAGUUAAGAGAAAGAGUAUUAAGAGGGAAAUACCGAAUUCCUUUUUAUAUGUCAACUGACUGUGAAAAUUUAUUAAAAAAAUUCUUGGUGCUCAAUCCGACGAAACGGGCCUCAUUAGAGGUACGUGGUGAUAAGAACAUAAUGAAGGAUAAAUGGAUGAAUAUGGGCUAUGAAGAUGAUGAAUUGAAACCGUACUUAGAACCAGAACCCGAUUAUAAAGACCACAAGAGGAUAGGUGAGUCUGCCAAAGCCCUUGCUAUUAUGGGAUACUCAAGAACUGAAAUUGAAGACUCAUUGGGACAAGCUAAAUAUGAUGAUGUAUUUGCCACUUACCUUUUACUUGGACGUAAAACUACUGAUCCUGAGAGUGAUGGCUCGCGGUCAGGUAGCUCAUUAUCACUGCGUAACAUUCCACCACAAGCUAGUUCAGGUGCAGGAGGUGGUAGUGGAGGAAGUACUGGUGGCACAGUUCAAAGCCCUUCGCAUAGAGGUGUACAUCGUAGCAUUUCUGCAAGUAAUGCUAAACCCAGUAGACGUGCGUCUGCUGGUGUAGAAACUCUUCGUGGAGUACCAAGUCCAGGUAAUGCAACGAACCAUAACCAUGCAUCAACUGUCACUGGUGGAACAGUAACUGCUAGUAGUGGUAGUAAUUUUAAACGUCAGAACACCGUUGAUGCAGCGACUAUUAAAGAAAACAGUGCCCGUGUCUCAUCGACACGAACAUCAGCACCUAAAAAUAAUCCAGGGCAGCUUGAUACCAUGACAAUGUUUAUUCUAGGCGUCGGUACGAGUCCUGGUGGUAAAGGAAGAGUUGGAAAGAGUAAUACUAUAAAUGCAGGGGUAGGUGGUGUACGACCUCUUACUUCCCCUGCUCCCGGCUCCGUUGGUCGACGCAGUACUAUCUCUUAUGAUCAAGCUAAAACGUCCUCUUCAUCUACCGAGAGAACUAAUGACGUACCUAGCUUAACCGAGGGCCCUAGGCCAACGCGAGGUCAUAUCAAGUCUGCCAGCAUCAGUGCAAGUCACAGAUCUACGAGUGGUGUAGCUCCCAGUGAUCAAUCGCUACUGGAUACUCAACCACGGAAUGUUCACAACUCCUUACUCACAUCGACUGACCCUCUUAGGCAGAGCAUGGGAGUAUCUCCAAGCAGCAGAUUGGCAACCCCGACGACACCGGCAUUUCCACGAAAUGUACCAAGUCGCAGUACGUUCCAUUCUGGCCAAAAUCGAGCGCAGAGAAAUCAUACUCAGGGACAUACCCAUACACAGGAUACAAGUGCGAUAAGUCCACUGGCAAGACCAUCAUUUUUUUCGAAAUUGUCGUCAAGGUUCUCUAAACGCGCCAUGGACCAAACAGCACCCCCGAAGCAUCCAGUUGUAAGCGGAGCAACGACUAACGAUGAACAAGUUAAACCACGUAGCUUACGUUUUACUUGGAGUAUGAGGACUACGAGUAGUCGAGACCCGAAUGAUAUUAUGGAGGAAAUACGUAAGGUACUGGAUGCGAAUAAAUGUCAAUAUGAACAGCGAGAACGGUUUCUCUUAUUAUGCGCACAUGGAGAUGCAGCAACAGAUAGUCAAGUUCAAUGGGAAAUAGAGGUUUGCAAAUUACCUCGGCUUUCAUUGAAUGGUGUACGAUUUAAGCGAAUACUGGGUACAUCAAUAGGAUUUAAGAAUAUUGCCAGUAAAAUAGCUAAUGAACUCAAGCUGUGACUGCCGGCUGCGGGUGGUUUAACCACUAAUGUUAAUCCAUAACCCUUUCGUGAAUUAAAUCACUCAUUGACAGAUGACAAGGAUUUAUCAUAUUACUAUUAUGCCUGGAAUUCAGACUCAGACUCUGAUGAAUCAGAUACACGAGAAGUAUUUGUUUGAUUGUCUUUUAAUCCUGUAACAAUUAACUAAAAAUGUCUUAAAAAAAAAAAAAGAAAAACGCGUAAUAAUUAUCAUGAUUGAAAGAUGUUAAUGGAAUUAAUGAAUAGUUGAAAUCAAUAUGAUUUAAAGAUCUAACUCUAAUUAUGGACGAUUGUCUUUUCGUAAUCAUUCAUUUCCCUUCCAUCUUUCCCGUGUGCCAAACAAUAAGGCCCGGUUUUUAACUUUUUUUUUCAUGGGAUCAAAAUAAAUUAUUAUUAUUAUUUUAAUUAUUAUUUUAAUUAUUAUUAUUAUUAUUAUUAUUAUUAUUAUUAUUAUUAUUAAUUUAAUCAAUUAUUCUACGAUAAUUUCUACAUCAGAACAUGAAACUAAACUUAAUGGUCGUGAUAUAAAAAUUUUUCCUCUAUCUCAUAACUCAUCACUACGUUAUGAAACGAUUCAAUAAAUUAAUUUUAAUCGAACUAUUAAAAAAAAUAAAAAAACGUCAUGGGUUUUUUCGUAGUUGAUUUUCAUCUAUCGAAUUCAUGAUACCCACAGGAAACCCUUGGGAUAAUUAUUGUACCUGUUAAUGAUCUAAUAAAAUGCAUAAAAACGUC
This is a messenger RNA of Microplitis demolitor, 4945 nucleotides long. Its product is annotated as serine/threonine-protein kinase MARK2. The record is from RefSeq and is a predicted model, not a curated record. Lineage: Eukaryota; Metazoa; Arthropoda; Insecta; Hymenoptera; Braconidae. Gene Ontology annotation, molecular function: tau-protein kinase activity; protein serine/threonine kinase activity; ATP binding. The transcript is spliced from 17 exons. Bases 831 to 4193 code for a protein of 1120 amino acids. Gene Ontology annotation, cellular component: cytoplasm. Gene Ontology annotation, biological process: intracellular signal transduction; microtubule cytoskeleton organization; protein phosphorylation.